Molecule: messenger RNA, 1650 nt
Organism: Siniperca chuatsi (mandarin fish)
Lineage: Eukaryota; Metazoa; Chordata; Actinopteri; Centrarchiformes; Sinipercidae
Gene: sap30l
Product: sap30-like
Exons: 4
Coding region: 589-1125 (178 amino acids)
Biological process (GO): regulation of DNA-templated transcription
Cellular component (GO): histone deacetylase complex
Molecular function (GO): protein binding; transcription coregulator activity
Source: RefSeq, a predicted model, not a curated record
UCCGGGACGGGAACUUCCGCCAAAGAGACGGAGCAUGUCCAUUGUACGAGCUGUUCUGAAAGAGUGCCGCGAUUGUUGAGACGCAGGCUGUUAAAUACGUGAUUUCUUCGAAGUUGUGUCAUCUUUUGUUGCCGGUUGUCGCCUUUUAGCCUGGAAUCGUACGAAAUUGUUGUCAUAUGUGAAUCGUAACCGAGAAGUAGCGGUUUGUUACAGGGACAAACAACGGCGGUCUCACCAUAGGAAUUUGUUAGUUAGCGGCAGCUCAGCCACCUUGCGGUCCUCCUGCUAGCACCGGAGCUAGCUAACAUUAGCAGCAACUGUUUUGUGGUGUAAAUCUGACGGAGAGCUGCAGGAAUAUGUAUUUAACCAGAGGCUAUCGCGUUUCGAAAUAAGUCACCGGAGUCAGGAUAAAACAUCAGGGGUUGUUAGCUCGCGAACUAGCCACUUAGCCCAGCUAGCUAGCCAACGCUACCGGAUUGUCUUUCAAAAAAAGGGCAACGCGUGAACAAGAUACUCGGUAGCCAACCUAACGCUGGUUUUUAACUGAUUUGUUUAUCGCUCGCACAAAGAGCAUCGCAAUCGCACAUAAUGAAUGGGUUCAGCACAGAGGAGGACAGCCACGAUGGACCGCCUGCUCCGCCGUUUUAUGGACAGAGCUGCUGUCUGAUCGAGGACGGAGAGCGCUGCGGCCGGUCAGCUGGAAACGCCUCCUUCAGCAAGAGGAUCCAGAAAAGCAUAUCGCAGAAGAAACUCAAACUGGACAUCGACAAGAGUGUGCGACACCUCUACAUCUGUGACUUCCAUAAGAACUUCAUCCAGAGUGUCCGCAACAAGAGGAAGAGGAAGACCAGUGACGAUGGAGGAGAGUCCCCGGAUCAUGAUGUGGAGGUGCCUGAGGUCGACCUUUUCCAGCUGCAGGUGAACACGUUGAGACGCUACAAGAGACACUACAAGCUGCAGACCAGGCCCGGACUCAACAAGGCCCAGCUGGCAGAGACGGUGAGUCGUCACUUCAGGAAUAUUCCGGUGAACGAGAAGGAGACGCUGACCUACUUUAUUUACAUGGUGAAGAGCAGCAAGAGCCGCUUGGACCAGAAAGGCGACAGCAGCAAACCGCUGGACUAAACUUCCCAACAACAACUACCACAGCAGCAGUAGCUACAACAGAAUCAACAGUAAUCGACAACUACAGUGACGAGCAACAACAGCAGCUAUUCACAAAACCUGGACACCACUAACAGCCGCCAAAACCAGCUCCUCCUGCAGCCCUGUCUCCGUCCCACUCCUCUAUAAGACCAGAACACGAACUGUUGUUGUCCUUAGAGGACAUUUAACUGAAAUGGAGGAGACUUCAGGGUGGGAUGAGUUCACUUUUGCUCAUUUUGCCCUCUCCACAUAAAAACAGCCUCUGCGCAUGUUGUCACAAUGGUGGAUCCUCCUCCAAUGCAUUUCCUCUUCCUCUCCUCUACAAAAACCAGGUCCCUAAAGACUGUCCAGGACCAGGACUCAAUCCGCAGGGUUUUACGUCGUCAUGCUGUAAUGUAACUGUUAAUAUGUACAAAAGAACAGCGUCAGAUCUUAAGUAACUUGGUUGAAUGCAAUGUACAAUAUAGCUGCCUUAAGAGUAAAAAACGAAAAAUGUUUCGGUAA